This is a messenger RNA of Gossypium raimondii (Peruvian cotton), 1913 nucleotides long. RefSeq names its product plant UBX domain-containing protein 11. NCBI's taxonomy places the organism in Eukaryota, Viridiplantae, Streptophyta, Magnoliopsida, Malvales, Malvaceae. The transcript has 10 exons. The coding region runs from base 142 to 1713 and encodes 523 amino acids. The record is from RefSeq and is a predicted model, not a curated record. Gene Ontology annotation, molecular function: protein binding.
AAAAAUAGUAAUUUUGUAAAGUAUACGUGGCGAGAUUAAAGAGAUGACGCGUCCAUCCUUCAUAGAUUCGCUCUUCAAACUCUUCAGAGCUCCUUCUUAUCACAUAUCUUUAUUGAUUAAGAUUCUUUCUAAAAGUCCAAGAUGGAAAGGUCCGAAUCUUUCUCAUCUCUUACAUUCAAAGGUUCAAUACCUGAAGCAAUUCUUGAAGCUAAAAUCCAGAAGAAGCUUUUCGUGGUCUACAUUUCAGGUGAAGAUUCUGAGUCGAAAAACAUGGAGGAUUCUACCUGGACUGACUUAAAAUUAAAAGAGUCACUGUCAAAGUAUUGCGUUCUAUUGCAUAUCUGUGGUGGAAGCACCGAUGCUGCAAAUUUUUCUGCCAUAUACCCGCAGAAAUCUGUCCCAUGUAUAACGGCAAUUGGAUAUAAUGGUGUACAAGUUUGGCAAAGUGAAGGGAGUAUUAGUGCUGAAGUUUUGGCAUCCAGUUUAGAGAAGGCAUGGUUGAGUCUUCAUAUCCAGGAAACAACGGCAGCUGUCCUUAGUGCUGCACUUGCUUCAAAGAAAUAUGAAUCAUCUAGUUCUGGGUCAUCUACUGUUAGCCAGUCUGAACAAGGAAGUUCUUCAAGUGCUUCUGUUCCAUCAACCACAAUGGCCAAUGUUGUCCAGACCUUGGAGUCUAACCCAUCUGUUAUGUCUGUGGUGAUGGAGGAAAACAGAGAUUGUGAGCAAACAGUUAAGGAGAAAAAUCCUGAAUUGGUUGAAAAUGGUAGUUCAGAAUCAUUUAGCACUGACAACUUAGCUAACAUUGUGGAUGAACAAUGUGAUAUUACCAAUGAAGAAAUGAGGACAGUUGUUAGUUCUGUUACUUCAAGUCUAGCAGUUCAUGCAUCCUCUCAUCCUGAAGAUGAUUGUCUCAUCCCAGUAAAGGGCACUGAUCAUCAGCCAAGUUGUCCUGCUGGAAGUAUGCCAGUGAGUGCUGCAGAAGCAGAGAAAGACAUGCAACAUGUGAAGGAUAAAGUAGAUGGUGCAUUAGAAAAUACUACAACUGCAAACAUACCAACUGAUGUUCAUUUAAAUAUCCGAUUACCUGACAGUAGUAGCCUACAGGAGAAGUUUCCUGUGACAUACACACUGAGUAUGAUUAAAGACUAUGUGGAUAGAAACCAAUCAAAUGGCAUGGGCUCCUAUGAUCUUGCCAUUCCUUAUCCUCGCAGGUUAUUUGGUGAUCAAGAUCUGAUUAAAUCUUUAUUGGACUUGGGUCUGUUUAACAGACAAGCAUUGAUAGUAGUUCCACGUCGGAGAACCGCUGGUUUCCAAGGGCAAAGACCAUCUGAUGACAAUAGAAAUUUGACACCUAUAGAAGAUUCUGCAGGAAGCAGUGGGGGAUAUUUUUCAUACAUCAAAAGCUUUUUGUCUUAUGUAAAUCCUUUUGCUUAUCUCGGUGGUGGUGCCAGCUCUUCAACUACUGGACAGGAAUCUCAAAGUAGCAUCUGGGAAUACAGUCCAAAUCCUACAGUGCAGAAUAACUUGGGUGGAAGAAAUAGAAGCACUUCAACGGCCAGUGACGGUGGCAGGAACAGACGACCUGUGACCACUCAACAUGGCAGCAAUAUUCACACUCUAAAACGUGAUGAAGACGAUGACAGUUUCACUGAUAGAAAUCCAUUCUGGAAUGGAAAUUCUACACAGUAUGGUGGUAGUAGCGACAGCAAAUAAUUAGGGUCAGGUAGGUCUUGCUUCGUCUUAUCACACGUUAUCUUUGAUGUUUAAAGUCAAUACCCUUUUAAACAUAAUUGACCGUAUGUCAAUAACUUAAAAUACGUUAUUUGUCUAUAUCCUAGUUUUCUAGUAGGUUAGUGACUGCAGAUACAUUCAGGUAUGUAUGACACUAAUAUAUCUUCUCUUUUUCUUUUUCA